ACUUUCACUUUCGCAUUUCACGUUAAGGACAAGAAAGAAAAGCCAUGGAAAACGUGGACAUGGUCCUGAGGUCGAAGAGGAAGAUAUUUAUCCAAUCAGUGAGCACUGGCACAAUAAAUGGCUUGUUGGAUGGAUUGUUAGACGAAAGAGUGCUGAACCAGGAGGAGAUGGAGAAAGUAAGAAAAGAAAAUCACACAGCUAUGGAUAAGGCCAGAGAUUUGAUCGAUUCAGUCAUUCAGAAGGGGGAACGGGCAAGCAAAAUCUUUAUCAAUCAAAUUGUUGAAGUUGACCCGCAACUUGCACAAAAGCUGGGGUUCUUCUAAGGAAAUUCAGCUCUAUUUCUUCAUGGACCACCCUCAUGUAUACUGUCCGUUGUUCGUUGAAGUGUUGUUAUGUGGCAGAGGACUCUACUGAAUAAGGAGGAGAGCACAUUUCUCAUCCAAGUUCUACAACUUGUGUUUGCCAAGUUUCUGAACUAACCAUAUUUUUACACCUGGUUUUCUUAUUCAUAAAAUGGAAUCAGUGUUUAUUUAACCUAUUUAACAAACACAGUUUUCAUGAGACAAUGAA
Messenger RNA from Pteronotus mesoamericanus, 570 nucleotides. It is a transcript of the gene CARD16, whose product is annotated as caspase recruitment domain family member 16. Gene Ontology annotation, cellular component: NLRP3 inflammasome complex; AIM2 inflammasome complex; IPAF inflammasome complex. Gene Ontology annotation, molecular function: caspase binding. The record is from RefSeq and is a predicted model, not a curated record. NCBI's taxonomy places the organism in Eukaryota, Metazoa, Chordata, Mammalia, Chiroptera, Mormoopidae. Bases 45 to 323 code for a protein of 92 amino acids. The transcript is spliced from 3 exons. Gene Ontology annotation, biological process: regulation of apoptotic process; regulation of inflammatory response.